This is a messenger RNA of Vavraia culicis subsp. floridensis, 2025 nucleotides long. RefSeq lists its product as uncharacterized. The transcript has a single exon. The record is from RefSeq and is a predicted model, not a curated record. Gene Ontology annotation, cellular component: cytoplasm; transcription export complex 2; nucleus. Gene Ontology annotation, biological process: mRNA export from nucleus. The coding region runs from base 1 to 1926 and encodes 641 amino acids. NCBI's taxonomy places the organism in Eukaryota, Fungi, Microsporidia, Pleistophoridae.
AUGAAUGUAUUUUACAAAAUAAAUAGGUUAUAUGCACAACUAGACGAAAUCCUGAAUUUCAUGUUCUGUAAUUUUGGCACCCAUACGAUGGAAGCUCUCAAACAGGAGUAUGACAGUCUUCUUAGCCAGCGCAAGGAGAAACGACCACCAAAAGGAAGAAUAAAUGGGACAUGUGAAGCAUUCUGUCCUCAUUUCGAGAUUGUUGAACGAAAACUAAGGAACGAUAUAAGCCGUUUCGAAAAAAACUUUAUGAUCAAGAAGUAUGUGAGGAGCGCAGCGGGGAGGAACAAGGCACUAGAAGAGGAUGUGCGACCUUUACAUGUUUUGUGCAGUUGCUUUGAUUAUUUGAUGGAUGUGAUCGACGAGUACUGUGAGGUUACAGGAAGGAGUAUGGAACGCGCAGGUAAACGAAUACGUGCGAGUUUGAUGGUAAAAACACAGUACGAUGCGGAAAGCAGACAUAAUUUGGCGAUAAAUGGUAUGCCAUUGUUGUUUGAAGUUUACAAAUUUGUGGAAGAUAGGACUCGCGCAAUACGUCUGGAUAUUUCGGUACAGGAGCUCUCCUGUGAGAAGACAGCGGUGCUUCUCCAGCAAAUUUGUAAUUUUCACAUAAUUUUUAAUUACCUGCUGUAUGAUGACGAAAAGUUUGAGGAGCAUUUGAACACCGAUCAAAUACGUAGAAUAUUGCUGUCGCUCAUGGAAUGCUAUAAGUUAAGGCGAAGCGUGUUAAUGACCCUCGAUCAACAGCGAUACUAUUCGUUUAGCAUAAUGUUGAGGAUAAGCAGCGACAUAGCAUGCUAUGAUGAUGAGCUGUUCAGCACUGACGAUAAGAUAGCGAACAACAGCACAGAUAGCCAAUAUGAGGUUAUUAAUGAUGCAUUUGAUCUUCUUUUGGCGGUAAAACGCGGUAACAUCAGGUAUUUCUUCAAAUUUAUGAAACGUGCCGAUUUCUUGACGCGCUGUUUGCUAACCACCCAGCUCAGAUAUGUGAGGCAAACGGCAAUGGACAUGUUCAAAACAUGUUUUUAUGAAAAAAUAGACUGUUCACUUGUAAUGAACUGGCUGAGCAUCCGGGACAUGACUUACUUUGUGGGAGAAGGUUUGACAAUAGAGGACGAAAAAUUGUGCUUUAGAGAGCGGCCCUUUGUAUCUAAGGAAGUGCACGCAAAAUUACUUCCCAAUUAUGCUGUUUAUCCGCUACCAAGUCUCAAAGAAGCGAUCAAAUAUGAUCCUUAUGAAGUGUUUGUACGAAAAUUAAUAUUUCACGAGUAUACGCAGCUGUUGCUAGAACGUUUUUUAAGCAGAGAAAACGUGCAGUACCGGUCACAGCCCGGUAUCGUGGUGGAUUUUAAUCAGGUCAUGAUAUUUAUAUACCGGAAAUACGCGUACUAUUUGUCCAUGAAGGCCGUUCUCAACUGCAUUUACCUGCAGAGAAAGGAUUUGAUCGAAAUUUGGAUGAAAAAAGCUAAGAAAAGAAGAAAUAAACGGAAAUUAUUGUUGGUGGUGCUUGAAAGGACAGUUUCAGCGGCGAUGUUCCGGCAAAAAAUCAAAAACUCGCCUUUAAAGCCGACAUUUGUGGAUUACAGACCUGACAUGAACAUUGACGAAAUGCUGCCCUAUAAAAUGACUCUUUUUGUCACGGCAAAAAAGCAUCACGAACGAAUAAAGAGUACGUUUUACAUGCUCAACAAGAUCGUAUGUACACCAAACAGUACGACAAUAAACUUAGAACAGGUUGUUGAAAGCGUUAACCACGUUAUUAAACGGAGACUGGAUGAGAUUGUGGAUGUGUCCCAAAAGGAAAAGGCAUUGGCCAUCAUGUGUAGUUUAAUAGAGAAUAAGAGGAACCCACAAUUGAAGGAUGUUAUGGUCAAAUUUGAGAAGAGAGGAGUUUUGGAAAAUAUAGACGUGUAUUAUGAGGACUAGGACAGUGUGAGCAACGUGUAUACUAAUAAAUCUGAAGUAAAUUUAUUUUGAACACCUCCUUGUCCAGGGUACACCGCAAACACAUAGCUUAAUAAAAAU